Pocillopora verrucosa is the source of this 4197-nucleotide messenger RNA. NCBI's taxonomy places the organism in Eukaryota, Metazoa, Cnidaria, Anthozoa, Scleractinia, Pocilloporidae. The record is from RefSeq and is a predicted model, not a curated record.
AUGAAUCCAGAUUAUCAAACCAUUUGGUUAACUUGUGUUACAAGAACUAAUGUUUCCCUAAUAACAGGAGAGGAUGGCAAUGGAAAGCUGACGACAGAAGCCAUGAUAGCUUUCAUGAACAUCGCUUUACCGGUUGCUGAGUUCCUGCUCAACUCAGAUCGCAUACAGAAAGCCAUUGGGAUAUGCAGCGAAUGUUUGAUUUUACUACAUAACGCCGAUCAAAACAGCAAAGACCAAUUCAUUUCGCAACUGCAACAAUUUCACAGCGCCUUCAAUUUACUUCUUUUCAGAGCUUGCUGUCGUAUCUCUGACUACAUAGGUGCGGAGUCUGGUGACUUAGUAAAAGAGGGAGAUGCAAGCAUGGUUCUAGCAAUGGUUUUUGAGAGUCAAAACAGGUUUACAGAUGCGAAACAACUUUAUGAAAAAGCAGUUAAUAUAAAGAAACAAACUGGUGAAAAAAUUGGAGAAGCAAAUGCCUGCGAAAGAUUUGGAAUUAUGUAUUACACACUUGGCGAAAAACUAAAAGCAAAGGAGUAUGUUGAGAGAGCCCUUACCAUAAGAACCGAAAUUGGCGACAGAAGAGGAGAAGCAUCCUGUUACGGAAACCUAGGAUCUUUACUUUGGUCGCUCGGGGAAUGGGACAAGGCAAAAGAGUAUCUCCACAAAGCGCUUGUCAUCAGAACGGAAAUUGGCGACAGGAAAGGAGAGGCAGCUGACUACGAAAACCUAGCUAAUGUGUUUCAUUCGCUCGGGCAAUACGACAAUGCUAAAGAGUGUCUGCAAAAAUCCCUUGUAAUCAGAACUGAAAUUGGCGACAGAAAAGGAGAAGCAGCUGACUACGGAUACCUCGGUGUUGUGUUUUAUUCGCUCGGGCAAUACGACAAAGCUAAAGAGUAUCUCCAAAAAGCGCUUGUCAUCAGUACUGAGAUUGGCGACAGAAAAGGAGAAGCAGCUGACUACGGAAACCUAGCAACUGUGUUUCAUUCGAUCGGGCAAUACAACAAUGCUACAGAGUAUCUCCAAAAAGCGCUUGUCAUCAGAACUGAAAUUGGCGACAGAAGAGGAGAAGCAGCUGACUACGAAAGCCUAGCUACUGUGUUUCAUUCGCUAGGGCGAUACGACAAUGCUAAAGAGUAUCUCCAAAAAUCCCUUGUCAUCAGAACUGAGAUUGGCGACAGAGAGGGAGAGGCAUCAUGUCAUGGAAUCCUAGGUACUAUGUUUAAGUCACUCGGACGAUACAACAAUGCCAAAGAGUAUCUUAAAAAAGCCCUUGUCAUUAGAACUGAAAUUGGCGACAGAGAAGGAGAGGCAGCUGACUACGGAAACCUAGGUACUGUGUUUUAUUCGCUCGGGCAAUACGACAAGGCCAUAGAGUAUUUCCAAAAAUCCCUUGCCAUCAGAACUGAGAUUGGCGACAGAAAGGGAGAGGCAUCAUGUCAUGGAAACCUAGGUGCUAUGUUUAAGUCACUCGGACGAUACGACAAUGCCAAAGAGUAUCUUAAAAAAGCCCUUGUCAUUAGAACUGAAAUUGGCGACAGAAAAGGAGAAGCAGCUGACUACGCAAACCUAGCUACUGUGUUUCAUUCGUUAGGGCGAUACGACAAUGCUAAAGAGUAUCUCCAAAAAUCCCUUGCCAUCAGAACUGAGAUUGGCGACAGAAAGGGAGAGGCAUCAUGUCAUGGAAACCUAGGUACUAUGUUUAAGUCACUCGGACGAUACGACAAUGCCAAAGAGUAUCUUAAAAAAGCCCUUGUCAUUAGAACUGAAAUUGGCGACAGAAAAGGAGAAGCAGCUGACUACGCAAACCUAGCUACUGUGUUUCAUUCCCUUAGGCAAUACGACAACGCUAAAGAGUAUCUCGAGAAAGCCCUCGUCAAUACAACUGAAACUGGCGACAGACACGGAGAGGCAUCAUGUUAUGAAAACCUUGGUAAUGUGUUUAAGUCUCUCGGGCAAUACGACGAGGCUAAAGAGUAUCUAAAAAAAACGCUUGUCAUUAGAACUGAAAUUGGCGACAGAAACGGAGAGGCAUCAUGUUAUGGAAACCUUGGUAAUGUGUUCAAGUGUCUCGGGCAAUACGACAAGGCUAAAGAGUAUAUCCAAAAAGCGCUUGUCAUCAAAACUGAGAUUGGAGACAAAAAAGGAGAGGCAUCAAGCUAUAAAAACCUAGGUACUUUGUUUAUGUCGGUCGGGCAAUACAACGAGGCUAUAGAGUAUUUCCAAAAAGCGCUCGUCAUCAGAACUGAAAUUGGCGAAAGAAAAGGAGAGGCAACUGACUACGAAAACCUAGGUGCUGUGUUUGAGUCGCUCGGGCAACAUGACAAAGCUAAAGAGUAUUUCCAAAAAGCGCUUGUCAUCAGAACUGAAAUUGGCGACAGAGAAGGAGAGGCAAGUGUCUACGGAAACCUAGGUACUACGUUUCUGUCGCUUAGGCUAUACGACGAUGCUAAAGAGUAUCUCCAGAAAGCGCUUGCUAUCAGAAUUGAAAUUGGCGACAGGAAAGGAGAAGCAUCUGACUACGGAAACCUUGGAACUGUGUUUGGAACUGUUGGAGAUUAUGAAGCUUCAGAAGUAUACUUGGAGAAAGCCUUAUCUAUAUCCAGAGAUAUUGGAAAUAGAAGAAAAGUGUUCGAAAUUCUUCAAGAAUGCGCUAUUUUGUAUUUAUUUCAAAAGAAAAUCAAAGACGCCUUGUCGUGUCUUCAUCUGUGCAUUGAAAAGUACGAUGAGCUUAGAUCUUUCUUGGGUGCCAAUGAUCAGUUCAAAACUUCAUUUCUGGAAAACUCAGGAAUAUUUCCCUACAAACUGCUUUGUACUUUGCUUUGUGGCACCGGAAAAACUCGUGAUGCUCUUUAUGUUGAGGAGUUGGGUCGAGCUAGAGGUCUAUCAGACUUGAUGGCAGAGAAGUACUUGGUUACAACGCAUAUUUCUGCUAAUCCACAAUCUUGGUUUGGCAUUGAAAGCAUUUUUAGAAAGGAAAGUAACUGUACUUGUCUGUACAUUUCUUAUUUUCACAAUCAUCUGAGUUUGUGGAUCUUGAAAACAAGUGGAGUCCUUCACUAUAAAAGAAUAUCACUUGAAGAGAUUCUAGUUCAGGCUGGGUUGCCCAAAGACAAGCCUCUGAGUGAAUUUUUGGCUGAUAACUUCCGGAGUCUUGGUAUUUUGCCCAUUGAAGAUUGUGAAGAUCGGUCUUUAAACAUGGUUGAAUUGCAACCUCUCUCCCCCCAACAAAAAAGCUCAGCAAGAUUGCGGCUUGUGGAGGAGGACGAGGACGAGAAAGUCAUUUCAAGUCUUUCUUUGUGUUAUAAAAUGUUUAUUGCCCCCGUUUAUGAUUUGCUUGAGGAGCCUGAAGUCAUUAUUGUUCCUGACCGCAGGUUGUACAAAGUGCCCUUUGCUGCCCUGAGUGAAAAGGAGGGAGCCGAAUACCUGUCGGAGACUCAUAGGAUCCGUGUCAUUCCUUCUUUGACGACGCUCAAGAUCAUUCAAGAUAGUCCAGAGGACUAUCACAUCAACACUGGUGCCUUGAUAAUAGGCAAUCCCAAGGUGGAUUGGCUGCCGCAAUUGCCAGGUGCAAGAAAGGAAGCGGAGAUGGUCGGACGACUUAUGGGUGUUCCGCCACUGGUAGACGAGAACGCAACGAAGCAGGCGGUUCUAAAGCGGAUAAGUUCAGUGAGCCUGAUACAUUUUGCUGCCCAUGGUGACGCUGAAAGGGGAAAAAUUGCCCUCUCUCCCAUUCCUACUGCCAACAGUCGAAACGCUUUUCCACCACAGGAAGCCUACAUGUUGACGAUGGCUGAUGUCUCGCGAGUGAAAGUCAGAGCUAAACUUGUGGUACUUAGCUGCUGUCACAGUGGAAGUGGAGAGAUAAGAGCCGAGGGAGUUAUAGGAAUUGCCCGUGCGUUCUUAGGAUCCGGUGCUCGCUCGGUGUUGGUUGCACUGUGGGCCAUUUCAGACUCAGCAACAGAGCACCUGAUGAGUCGGUUCUACGAACACCUUGUUAAAGGAGAAAGUGCUAGUGAAUCCCUUCAUCAGGCCAUGAAGUGGAUGAGGAAAAACCGCCUUACCAAUGUGUCUGAGUGGGCUUCGUUUACGCUGAUUGGGGAUGAUGUGAGGCUCGAGUUUGACGAGCAGAGGAAAAAGGACCCCGACAGAGUAAAUAGUGAGGAUUGCUCGAAGGAAACAGAGCAAAAAGACUUUUAG